AUGAUGGUGCACAGGACGAGAGACAUUGAGGAAGAAGAAGAAGAAGGGUGGAGGGGGCAGGGGCAGCGACAGGGUACGGAAGGGGCUGAUCCGGACGGAGAGCCGAGGCAGCCGGUGCUGCCCAACAGGCGGCCACUGGCAGCAGCAGCAGCAGCAGCAGCAACAACAACAGCAGCCGCCCAGGACGACGACAGCGAGGCAGCGGCGACGACGACGACCCACAUUCACCAUCCCAUCCAUCGAUCGCCGGCCUGUAUGGGUGGGUGUGUAAGUCGUUCGGACCGACCAGAGACGUCCGGGCUGUGCCUGGAUCUACGAGUUCUCUCUGGCAGCAAUAGGCCUGGUCGAUGUGGCCAUAACCACAACGGCACUGGCCCAACGCACCAAUCGGUCAUCGCCGCUCUACUCUUGAGACCGCCGCCAGCCUGUGACGUACGUGUCAACGCGGUAACCAGUUGGCGAAGUGGUGGGGACACCGCUUUUUCAUUGGGACACUUGGAGCUGUGCCCGCGAGUGUCGGACGCUCUGGAGCACUACGGAGCAUUGCAGCGUAAUAUCGAUUUCGCCUUCCGUGGAAGUGCGGGCAAGCAUGGCGGACUGCAGAGUCUCGGGAAAACAACAGCGGUGGUACGUCGUAUGCCACCUCCUGCUACGUUGCCAUCACUGAGAGCGGAAAAUCAAGGACAGGAUCCGACUAUCGCACUUGUUCCACAGGGGUUCGCUCGCAUUCUGGAUGGUUUUUUUAACAUGCUUUUUGUCAUUGAGCGCUCUGUCGGUUUGCACCUCUAUCGUGUUUUACAGGAUGCUCUUUCGGUUCCCCUUUUUGUAGCAGAGCCGCUUCGAACUUCUCAGACUAAUGCUAUUUUAGCGUAUUAG
This is a messenger RNA of Gongylonema pulchrum, 876 nucleotides long. The record is from the annotation of a GenBank genome assembly. Lineage: Eukaryota; Metazoa; Nematoda; Chromadorea; Rhabditida; Gongylonematidae.